Messenger RNA from Parasteatoda tepidariorum (common house spider), 1905 nucleotides. RefSeq names its product Nedd8-activating enzyme E1 regulatory subunit APP-BP1 (gene APP-BP1). Gene Ontology annotation, molecular function: NEDD8 activating enzyme activity. NCBI's taxonomy places the organism in Eukaryota, Metazoa, Arthropoda, Arachnida, Araneae, Theridiidae. Gene Ontology annotation, cellular component: cytoplasm. Gene Ontology annotation, biological process: protein neddylation. The record is from RefSeq and is a predicted model, not a curated record.
UUUAUUUUCUUCUUCAAAAUUUAAUUUUCAUCCUGUAAUUAAUUUAAUCUGUCUAACAGCUGUUGAAGUCUCUUUUUAAGUUAGCGUACAUAAUUUACAUUAAUUCUUAAAGCUUAGGCUAAAGCGCAACUACAUAAUUUUGAACUGUUAAACUUGUAAGAAAAAGUAAUUCAUAUCGUCCUGCAUGUUUUGGUUUUGGAGGCAAAACCAUAGAAGCAAAACAAGAUGUCACAUAUCGGCGAUAGUAGUUACGAAGAUUCACCGAAAAGAAUCAAAUAUGACAGACAGCUAAGAUUGUGGGAUGAUCAUGGGCAGUAUGCUUUAGAAGCGGCUCAUGUUUGUUUAGUAAAUGCCACUGCUACUGGAACAGAAAUUUUAAAAAGCUUAGUCUUACCUGGAGUAGGUGCUUUCACUAUUGUUGAUGGUCAUACUAUUGAAGGUAAAGAUGUUGGAAAUAAUUUCUUCCUUAAUAAAGAUAGUAUUGGCAAAUCUCGAGCUAAAGUCGCCACAGAGCAUUUACUUGAGCUUAAUCCAGACGUUCGGGGUGAAUUCGUUGAAGAAUCCGUGGAAAGUGUUCUUCAAGCUGAUCCUGAUUUUUUCACGAAGUUUACUGUUGUUAUUGCUACUGAUUUGAAAGAAUGCACUCUAUUAGGCUUAGCUGAUAAAUUAUGGAAUCUAGGCACUCCAUUACUGCUCUGUCGUGUUUUCGGAAUGGUGGGAUACAUGAGAUUACAGUUUACAGAUAGAGCCAUUAUAGAAUCCAGACCCGAAAAUGAGUUUCAUGAUUUGAGGUUAGAUCAGCCUUUUACUGAGCUAAAGGAGUUUGCUGAGUCUAUUCUUAUGGAAACGCUGUCUGAUAUGGAAUAUGCUCAUGUGCCUUUUGUGGUUAUACUUCUUAAAUAUGUUGAUUGGUGGAAAAGUCAAAAUAAUGGUCAAUUGCCUAAAAACAUGAAGGAAAAAAACCUUCUAAAAGCUGAAAUUAUGAAAGCCAUGAGAAAAAAAGACGAUGAAAAUUUUGAAGAAGCUUGUCGUGGCGUCAACAGGUUGGUGGCUAAAACGACCAUCCCUGGGGAAAUACAAGAUAUAUUAAAAGAUCCAUUAUGUGAUAACAUAACGAGUGAAAGCAAGCCAUUUUGGAUUAUGGCCAGAGCAUUGAAGGAGUUUGUUAAUAAUGAAGGUCAAGGUUGUUUACCUGUACGAGGGGUUAUUCCAGAUAUGACGUCGGACACUCAAAGUUACGUAAAUCUACAAAAUAUAUACAAAAGAAAAGCCGAAGAAGAUGCUCAUUUCAUAUACAAAAGGGUUCAAGAUAUCCUGAGCAGUAUUGGAAAAUCUCAAAAUUAUAUUCGUGAGCAAGAUAUCAAAGUGUUUUGUAAAAAUGCUCACUGCUUAAGAGUUCUGCAUGGACGUGCAAUCAAAGAUGAGUACAAUCCUUCUACAACUAAAGUUCAACCUUUGAUUUCUAAUUUAGAGCAUGAAGAUAGCGAUAUUAUAUUUUAUGUUCUUCUAAGGGCAUCUGAUAGAUUUCGUGAGGAGUUUGGCAGGUAUCCCGGCCAAACGGAUGACGUGGAAUCGGACAUUUUAAAUUUGAAAAAUUCUGUUGCCUCUCUUUUACAGGAAUUGCAGUGUCCGGCAGUUAUGAAAGAUGAUUAUGUGCACGAGAUGUGUCGUUUUGGUGAUUCGGAGCUUCACUCUGUGGCUGCUUUUGUUGGUGGCUGUGCUGCACAUGAAAUUAUUAAAUUAAUUACUGGACAAUAUGUACCCUUUAAUAAUACAUUAAUUUAUAACGCUUUGAGUCAAAGUACCUCUGUUUUUUACUUAUAAAUGAGCAUAUGUAUGAUAAAAAUUAUAUUCUUAAUUUACUACUUCUUUAGCUAUAUUUAAAAUGCUUAAUAAUUUGAUUCA